AUGGACAUGGACAUGGAUAUGGGCGGCAUGGACAUGGGGUCCAGCGUGCCCGGCGUUCCCUCGCUCGACUUUCUGAUGCAGUACUACUGGGCUGUUGUGGGCUCCUUCAUCGGAAUUGCCGCCCUCGUCAACUUUGGGAACAUCCUUAUCUGUCGGCAGAGAUUGUCUGCUGCUCGCCGUGGCCAUGCGAAACCAGCCAAGCCUGAGGCCUUCUUAUUGCGCGUCAAUGCAACCGCAACGGCCAUCAUCCGAGAGGCAAGCAAUGCAACUCUCUCUCCACUUACUAUCAAGGGCCGCACUUUCCACUUGCCUACCGUUGGUCGGACGAGCAUUGUUGCAGCCAACAUUGUCACUCUCCUGGUACUGUGCUUUUACCAUUUCGACCUCAGCGACCAAUGGUCAUUUCAGGACAUCGGCUACCGGACGGGCUGCAUCUCCAUCGCCCAGCUCCCUCUAAUUUUCCUCUUAGCCGGGAAAAACAAUAUUAUCGGAUGGCUAACUGGCUCGAGCUACGAGCGUUUGAACUGGCUGCACCGUUGGACAGCACGAUGCCUUCUCCUCACCGUUACCAUCCAUAUGGGUUACUGGUUCGCCGACUGGGCCCCCUACAACUACAUCGGCCGCAAAAUCACCACUGACCCAAUCACCCAGCACGGCCUGAUUUCAUGGUGCCUACUUUUAUGGAUCGUCUUCAGUUCCGUCGCGCCCAUCCGCGGUUUAUCGUAUGAAUUCUUUGUCCUCCAGCAUCUCGGAUCCAUGGCUGUCUUCAUCGCCUUCGUCUAUAUGCAUGUCAACUCCUGGCCCUUAUACGUCCGAAUUUACAUUAUCCUCCCUAUUGCGCUGGUGUGCUUUGACCGCUUCGUCCGCUCUAUUUGGGUUAUUUACAACAACUUCUCCAUAUUUCAUCCCUUCCAGCGUAAGGAGGGGCGAACGUCCCGCUUAUGGGCCUGCGAAGCAUCUUUCACUCCUCUACCCCACAACACCACCCGCAUCACUAUUCACAAUCCACCCAUCAGCUGGAUGCCCGGCCAACAUGUCUUCCUAUCCUGCCACACUCUCGUUCCGCUGCAAAGCCACCCGUUCACGAUUGCAUCCAUCCCUGAAGACGGAAAAAUGGAAUUUUACGUGAAGAGCGAAGGCGGCGCGACAGCGCGCUUUUUCCGGCACGCCGAGAAGCUGCGCCUAUUACCUGCAGAGGUGCAUCUGGAAGAAGCGCGGAGAAAGGCCGUCGCAAUCGACGGACCGUACGGACGAUUGCGCCCGCUCCGGCAGUUCGACAGCGUGGUGCUGUUCGCCGGCAGCACCGGCGCGACAUUCACCGUACCUUUGCUCCGGGACAUUGUGGUGCACUGGAAGAACCAACAUCAACGAAGCCGGAGGGGCGCAUCGCCUUAUGAAACCAGACUCUUGCGCAUGGGAGGAGUCGUGACCCGCCGCGUCCGUUUCGUUUGGGUUGUCAAGUCACGCGGUCAGUGUAGCUGGUUCGCUGCGCAGCUGUCGCAGGUCGCCGAGGAAGUGGCAGCGCUCCGUGAAGUUGGCAUAGACUUCGAUGUUGACAUGAGUGUUUAUGUGACGUGCGACCCCUCAUUCACCGGCGAUAGUAAGACUACCUACAGCGAUGAUGGCGGCAUGAAACCCCCUUCCACACCACCCACCCUACCAACGCCGAUAUUCAACACUCCCCUGAACGAAAAGACCUUUUUCAAACGAAGCUACGACGGGACCCGCAUCACCGAGCUCGAAGACCGGAGCAGCGACACCUCUACCACCCACUCAUCAGACGAGCAAGAAAAGCGCAAGUCCGCGCUGGAGACCGGAACAGCAGACGAAGCCUGCGGCGUGGAGGGCACGUGUUGCUGCCAGGCCACCGUCGAAGAAGCAGAAGGCAUAUCAUCAUCACAACAAUCCCCCACCGACGCCAUCCAACCCGUCAUCUGCACCUGCUGCAACAACGCCAACAACAGCAGCAAACAACCGCCACGUCAGCUCCAACCAUCCCCGUCCUUCACCUCCACCAGAAACCCAUAUCGGCCAUCCACACCGCCGCCAGUGCCAUCAUUGUUACAACCGCAUAUCCACCCCGCCGUCUCCCUUCUCUCUGGCCGCCCGCAUCCGGAAUCCAUCACCCGCCGCGUGCUCGAGCGCGCCCUCGGCGAGACGGCUGUCGUCGUGUGCGGGCCUCCCGCCCUGGCUUGCGACGUGCGCGCUGCUGUCGUCCGGCUUAGCGAUGAGAGGGCUGUGCAUAGAGGGACUGGGGCGCAGGGCGUGUGGUGUCAUGUUGAGGGGUUUGGGUGGUGA
Molecule: messenger RNA, 2298 nt
Organism: Lasiodiplodia theobromae
Lineage: Eukaryota; Fungi; Ascomycota; Dothideomycetes; Botryosphaeriales; Botryosphaeriaceae
Product: FAD-binding domain-containing protein
Exons: 2
Coding region: 1-2298 (765 amino acids)
Biological process (GO): copper ion import; iron ion transport; intracellular iron ion homeostasis
Cellular component (GO): plasma membrane
Molecular function (GO): ferric-chelate reductase activity
Source: RefSeq, a predicted model, not a curated record